Papaver somniferum (opium poppy) is the source of this 1021-nucleotide messenger RNA. RefSeq lists its product as uncharacterized. The record is from RefSeq and is a predicted model, not a curated record. The transcript is spliced from 2 exons. Lineage: Eukaryota; Viridiplantae; Streptophyta; Magnoliopsida; Ranunculales; Papaveraceae. The coding region runs from base 417 to 800 and encodes 127 amino acids.
CUUUCAAGGGUUUAGAAUGGUGGAAGGGUUCUCAAUGGAAGAAAAAUCCUACACAAAGUCGAUGAAUGUUAGGUUUCAGUCUUAUAUAUAUUCUUCUAUUCUUUCCAACGUUAAUUCUCAAUAAAUCUUUCAAUUCCAUUUUGUAUUAUUAUUCGGAUUAAUCCUUUGUUCACUCUUCUUAAAUUCUUCUUCUUCUUUUCCUCUCGCUUUCUUUCACCUUCUUUAUUUCGUUUUUUUUUUUUUUUUUUCUGAUCGAGCCUGAUAUGGAUUUCAUCUAUUCUGGCUUUAAAACACCAACCCUUUAUAAUAAUAAUAAAAAUUAUUACUUCUUCUUUGAUUUCAUCUAUUGAUUGCAAUACCAUUCUGAGUCUUCCGGGGAGAAAUACAAAGAUAUCAUCAUAUUUUUAUCAAGAAAAAUGGAGAAUUCGGUAGGAUUCAUGACGGUUUUCGCUGUGUCAGGAAGCGUGGUUCUUGUUGCUCUACAAGCUCAUAAGCGUCUUCUCUCGGAUUUCAUGAAAAAAGUUGAAUCAGAAUUAGGAACUGCUGCUGGUGUAGGAAAAGUUCAACAAAAGAAGAAAGUCCGUUUUGCGGAUGAUGUAAUCGAGCCAUCAUCCAAUAAUAAAGAAUAUCGAAAGCAGCGAUCUAGAUUGAACAUGGAUCGAUCAAGUUCUUUGUGCAAUAGUCAGUGCCAAAUGAUAAACCCCGAUGAAGAUAAAAUGCCUGAGAAUAGACGUGCUCUGUACGAAGGAAUUGUGCAGUCUAAGAUACUCAAAGGAAAUAUGGUGCCAGCAUUUGUCUAAUGCUUCUCCUAUUAACAACGAUCCAGUGUAAAUAAAAUCAAUCUAUUAAGAAAUGUAGGCGUGUGGAUUUGGGAAUGGGGCUCUUUGGGUUUUGCUUUUUCUUUUUUCUUUUUUUCUUCUAAAGGGCACCUCUUUUUGUUUGGAUUUUGAAAUGCCUUUACGGUGAAGAGUUGUAUGUAUACACAUUAAUUGAAAGUUGAUUUACUUCUAAACGGUUCAAA